Messenger RNA from Gossypium arboreum, 1870 nucleotides. RefSeq lists its product as uncharacterized. Gene Ontology annotation, cellular component: cytoplasm; nucleus. The record is from RefSeq and is a predicted model, not a curated record. The transcript has 7 exons. Gene Ontology annotation, biological process: intracellular signal transduction; protein autophosphorylation; peptidyl-serine phosphorylation. Gene Ontology annotation, molecular function: calcium/calmodulin-dependent protein kinase activity; calcium-dependent protein serine/threonine kinase activity; calmodulin binding. Bases 957 to 1532 code for a protein of 191 amino acids. Lineage: Eukaryota; Viridiplantae; Streptophyta; Magnoliopsida; Malvales; Malvaceae.
GGUUCAUAAUUGUCUUUUUUUUUUCUUUGUUCUAUUCAUCAAUAAAGAAGCCGACUUUUGAGAUAAAAAAAAAAUUAUCAGAAAAGAUAAAGAAAUUUGAAAUAAUUUCAAAACAAAAAUCAUCUCAACUAUUAUCUUAUACGAUAAAACAAACAAAUUUGAAAACCAUCCCAACAAUCAUCUCUGAUUUGAAGUUUGGAUAUAGAUUACAAAUAUUGACUUAGCAUACUCUCAUGCAUUAAUUUUUUUAACCAGCUAGACAUUCUUUUCUUUAGUCUGCAUUUGUAAAAUUAUUUCCUUUUGAAAGUAUAGGAGAACUCUUAAAAUGAGAUACAAAUUAAUUUUUAGAUUUAAGAUUUAAUCUAUCUCGUCAAAAUAAAGAGCACACAAAACCUAAUCCUUUUUCCUAUUAUAAGAUUUAAGAUCAGGACUUUCAAGAUUUAGCAAUUUGGGUAUUCAGUAUUUGUUUUUCUUUCUUGAAAGAAAUGCAGAGAAUUUCACUUUAAAAUUUUCGGUAUUCCAUUUUCACUUGUAUUUCUUGAAAUUCUUUAACGCUUCAUUUGGUUCAAUGUAAUGGCAAAGCCAUUACAGGACGGUUCCAAUUUCUACAGUAAAGCAGAGGUUUCGUUAAUUGGAAAACUUUAAAUGCCGAAUGGAGAUUACAGCUUCAUUCUGAAAAUCGUUGAAUAGCCAUUCAAAGGAGGAGUGCCGAAUUGGCGAUUCCAGCCUCUCCACCGAAUGACAUUCUUUUCCCUUCCGAAAAUACUUUCAGACUGAAAUUUCUCAGCGGUUUUACUUUUUUUUUUCUUUAGCCAUCAACAAUCUCAUGCUCAAAUCAAUCUAAAAGGAAGCAAAUCAACUUGAAGGCCAAAGACCCACACUUCGUUUACCACUCCUAAGCGAUUCCAAUCCAUCAUUAGAACCGUUUGGUGCUCAGUAAGGCCCUGCUUGUUUUGAUGGUUCAAAACGAAGUAGCUUUUUCAUUAGGACAUGGGUUUUCAAUUUGCAGAACUCCCUAUGUUAAAUCUUCACAAAAGCUGGGUGAACAAUCACUGGGCAUUUCCAGAGUUGUUGAAAAGAAACCAGUGAAAAAGGUUGAAAAGAACGAGCAUCACUUGUGGAAGAAAAGAGAUUCAGCUGGCUCUGGACAAAAGGCACUCAAUCUUGUUAGAAUUGUGAACGAUUCAAUGAGAUUGCGGGAAGCUCAUAUUACAUGGCUCCAGAGGUUCUUAAACGUAAUUACGGCCCAGAGGUUGGUGUCUGGAGUGCUGGAGUUAUCGUCUAUAUUUUACUUUGUGGUGUGCCACCAUUCUGGGCAGAGACUGAGCAGGGGGUGGCACAAAGCAAUUAUUCGCUCUGCUAUUGACUUUAAAAGGGACUCAUGGCCUAAGGUUUCGGACAAUGCAAAGGACCUUGUAAAGAAAAUGCUUAAUCCUGAUCCAAAGCAGCGUCUUACAGUACAGGAGUGCUUUAACAUCCAUGGCUACAAAAUGCCAAAAAAGCACCCAAUGUUCCAUUGGGUGAGACUGUGAAAGCUAGGCUCAAACAAUUUUCUAUAAUGAACAAGCUGAAGAAGAGAGCUCUAAGGGUAUUUUAUUAAGCCUCAUAUGUCUAUGUGAUUUUGACCAUUCAAGUUUAUGGCAAGUGCAACAUCCGAGAAUCCAGGAUGACCGACAUCCGUAACUUGCAAGCAUUUGCACUGUACAUUCAGAAGAAUGAUAUUAAAUUUGCUCUGUUUUCCAUUACCAAGGAAAUGGAAAAACAAGUAUCUGUAUUCACACUGAUUUUUCUUGCAAAACACAUCUAUCAUUCUUUUAUUUACUUUUCAAAUUAUGUAAAUUGAGUAUCGUUCCACUUGGAUUUGGAUUUA